Molecule: messenger RNA, 780 nt
Organism: Juglans regia (Persian walnut)
Lineage: Eukaryota; Viridiplantae; Streptophyta; Magnoliopsida; Fagales; Juglandaceae
Product: agamous-like MADS-box protein AGL80
Exons: 2
Coding region: 1-780 (259 amino acids)
Biological process (GO): positive regulation of transcription by RNA polymerase II
Molecular function (GO): DNA-binding transcription factor activity, RNA polymerase II-specific; protein dimerization activity; RNA polymerase II cis-regulatory region sequence-specific DNA binding
Source: RefSeq, a predicted model, not a curated record
AUGACGAGAAAGAAAGUAAAUUUUGCAUACAUAGCAAAUGAUAGUGCAAGGAAGGCCACUUUCAAGAAAAGGAAGAAGGGGCUGUUGAAGAAGAUGAGUGAGCUGAGUACCCUCUGUGCAGUCCAAACAUGUGCAAUUAUUUACAGUCCCUAUGACCCAGAACCUGAGGUUUGGCCUUCCCCCUUGGGAGCACAAAGUGUGAUUGCGAGAUUUAAGAGCAUGUCUAAGGCGGAACAAAGCAGAAAAAUGGUGAACCAAGAAAGUUUCCUGGGACAAAGAAUAACUAAAUCCGAGGAGCUACUGAUGAAGCAGCACAUAGAGAAUAGAGAGAGCGAGAUGACCCAAGUCAUGUACAGGAGCUUGGUUAGUGAUCAAGGACUGCAGAAUAUGGGUGUUGUGGACUUGAACGACUUGGAAUGGCUCGUCAACAAAAGUUUAGAGGAGAUUGACGAGCGAAUCAAGUCGCUUCGAGAACAAAUAAUGCAUCCUCCCCAAGUGGUGACUUCAGGGACGAGCAGCAGCCAUGUUAAUAGUACCGAUGGGGAGAAAUAUGGUACUAAGGCCACAAAGAACAGAGCUGAGACGGAGAUGGAUGCUUAUAAGCCCAAUCAGCAGUCGUCAAUGGAUCAGAAAGGGGGUUUUGGAUUGAGGAACGAAGAUAUGGCAGUAUCUCAGAAUCCUCAAUGGUUAGUGGAGUUGCUGAGGUCGAAUGAUCAGAACAUGGGCGGUCUUGGCAGGAAUGAUCAAGACAUGCCUUUUGCAUUUAACGGUAAUAGCUAG